This is a messenger RNA of Pundamilia nyererei, 727 nucleotides long. It is a transcript of the gene ptges, whose product is annotated as prostaglandin E synthase. Gene Ontology annotation, biological process: prostaglandin biosynthetic process. Bases 116 to 406 code for a protein of 96 amino acids. Gene Ontology annotation, molecular function: prostaglandin-E synthase activity. The transcript has 4 exons. The record is from RefSeq and is a predicted model, not a curated record. NCBI's taxonomy places the organism in Eukaryota, Metazoa, Chordata, Actinopteri, Cichliformes, Cichlidae. Gene Ontology annotation, cellular component: membrane.
GCCCUCAUUCUCACUCUCCCUUUUAUUUCAGCAGCACGCUGCAAUCUCAGAGUCCUCCUUUAAGUGCUUUUUUCUCCCCUGCUCUCGCUGCAGCUCUGCGUGGAUUACAGCAGUCAUGUUAAGAAACUCUGUUUUCUCCUGCUUUGUUUUCUACGGCGUGCUGCUGGUGUUAAAGAUGUACGUAAUAGCGGUCAUAACGGGACAAAUAAGACUGCGUAAAAAGGCUUUUGCCAACCCCGAGGACGCGCUGAGACACGGAGGUUUACAGUAUCACAGAGAAGAUCCAUAUGUGGAAAGAUGCCGGAGAGCUUGUGCACCGACCCGGUCCGUGGCCUACACCUUAGCUCAGAUUCCCUGUGUGUCCAUGGCCGUACAGAUCCUGAUGGCAGUCAAAUCAUAUGCCUAAAAACACUAAUAAAUCAAAAACAAAAUAAAUCCAGGAACAAGGGACUGAACUAACAGCUGUGAUCUGAGACUCAAGAUGGCUCAUUAUGUGUGACCUGUGUCAGAAAGUAGUGGGAGAAGGAUUCCUGUUGCACUUCCUGUAAAGACAAGUGAAAGUGCAAUACAAGGUCUCUGAUAACACCAGUGCUGGGUUUUGAGAUUGAUUAUCAGUAUUUUUUUUUUCUUCUUUUUGGCAAAGUUUGAAAUAUAACAGUGUCUUAUAAAGAUAUCUGAAGCUGACAUCACAUGCAGUAGAUGCAAUCGAGGUUGCUCCCUUUUUUUU